AUGGACCGGACCAAGAAAUUCCCGCAGACGUACACUGGAUCGGGAUUGGUUGUGGGCAGCACGGACGGAGCGAACAGGACUUGGCUUUGGCCUUGCCCACAGACGGUCGCGAAGAAUCGGAGGUCCUUUCUGUUGGAUUGUCAGCCGAUGUGUCUCUUCUCAGCUCGUUGCUUGCCUUUGGUGGAUCGCUCUUGUGAAAGAAGGCCUUCUGAGCCUCAAGGUGGCCAAGCUCGCCUUGCCAGUGUCAACAUCGGGAUCGAGCCCCCAAAUGACCAGCUCAACAAAGAGCCUGUGGAUCAUUCGCUGUGUGAGUUUUUUGUGAUAGCCCAUUGGAGGUGCGUUUCCUUCACAUGUCAUCCAUCGUGUUUGGUUUGCUCCAGUUAUUCCUCAGUUUGCAGUGACCCUUGGACUUUGUGA
Durusdinium trenchii is the source of this 417-nucleotide messenger RNA. Lineage: Eukaryota; Dinophyceae; Suessiales; Symbiodiniaceae. The record is from the annotation of a GenBank genome assembly.